Moneuplotes crassus is the source of this 853-nucleotide messenger RNA. NCBI's taxonomy places the organism in Eukaryota, Ciliophora, Spirotrichea, Euplotida, Euplotidae. The record is from the annotation of a GenBank genome assembly.
UUAAUUAUAAAGGCCAUCUAAUGUGAUCACGGGAUAUAAUUUCACUAUUCGGGCUAAUACCUUUCACAACUCAAUUUCUGUUUCAUUUGGUUCUGAAAAUCCCCCAUUUGCUGGAAAAAAGACCACUGUUUUAUAUGUUAUAUUUAAUCUCGGUAUUCCUUGAGUGGCACUUUUCAUACCAUUAAGAUGCUUUACAUACCAAUCUAAACACCUCCACUGCUCAUAUGUUAAGUCUGAAAGAUUAAUCCUAAUUUGUUGGAGUCCAGAAGAAUAGAGAGCUUCAAUGAAUGGUAAAGAAGGUAUAGAAUCCUUUAAUCUCAAUUCUUCAAACUUAUCACCAAACUUUUUGGACUGUUCUUUUCAUAGUAAAAGAUUUUCAAAUUCUCUGUCAUUUUUCGAGCGGCAUAAUGGAUGCAAUUUUUUGAUUCUUUGAUGAAAUUCUAGAACUCUGGAUUUUCUGACAUUCUCUUUUAUAAUUUCCGUGAAAAUAGUUAUUUCAUACUCCUCUUUCUUAGAUCAGUCAAACUUCAAAUUAUCCAAAUCCAUAAAUUUCUUUCCUUUCAGAGACACUCUUGCUAUCUCCCACAUCCUCGGCUCAAUUCUUUCUCUAAACCCUAUGAACACUUCUCUCUGAAAUGUCAAUUUAACAUCCCCUCCAAUAUCCCUGAGCACCUCCAUAAUCUCAGUCGUAUCUCUAAACUCCUUCUUCUCCAACACCCUCAACGCCUUUCCAUUCCUCCUCCAAAACCCCCUACUCUGCCUAUUCAUCCCCUCCAUGACCCUCUGCCAAUCUCCCCAAAACCCAUAAUAAGGCAACAUUGUCAUAUAAAACCCUGCUAUUACCAGCACUUUC